Messenger RNA from Brassica oleracea var. oleracea, 1548 nucleotides. Its product is annotated as probable magnesium transporter NIPA7. Gene Ontology annotation, biological process: magnesium ion transport. The transcript is spliced from 8 exons. Gene Ontology annotation, cellular component: membrane. The record is from RefSeq and is a predicted model, not a curated record. The coding region runs from base 348 to 1355 and encodes 335 amino acids. Lineage: Eukaryota; Viridiplantae; Streptophyta; Magnoliopsida; Brassicales; Brassicaceae. Gene Ontology annotation, molecular function: magnesium ion transmembrane transporter activity.
UGAAAAAAGAACAGGAAAGGUAAUAUUCGGACAAGGCGACGAAUUUGAACCAAUGAGCUGUCGUCGUGUCUAUCUCGAGUAGAGAGGGAGGGGAGAAAAAAGCCAUUUACAAAAAGUGUUUGGUCUUUCUCUUUCUCUAUCUCCCAUUUUUGAAUUUUAGGUUGUGAUUCUCGUUCCUCGUCUUUUUUUUCUCUUCCCUGCAUCCUUUCCCUUCCUCUUCAAAGCAAAUUCUUUAUGCUGAAAACAAUCCGAUAACAACCAACGGGGACGGGAGCUUGGAUCCGAUUUGACUUUGUUUCCGUAGAAAUUAGAAAAAGAGAGAGAGUUAGAUCGAUUACAAAAAAAAAAUGGUGUCGGACAAUGAAAAGGGAUUGGUAUUAGCUGUGGCGUCGAGCGUAUUCAUAGGUUCGAGCUUCAUUUUGAAGAAGAAAGGUCUCAAGCGUGCUGCUGCUAAUGGCACCCGAGCUGGGAUUGGAGGUUAUACCUAUUUGUUAGAGCCACUUUGGUGGGUUGGCUUGGUCACAAUGACUUUUGGAGAAAUUGCAAACUUUGUAGCUUACGUUUAUGCUCCCGCUGUGCUAGUCACUCCUCUAGGUGCACUAAGUAUAAUCAUCAGUGCUGUUUUGGCACACUUCCUGUUAAACGAGAAACUCAAGAAAAUGGGAGUUUGGGGAUGCGUUUGCUGCAUCGUAGGCUCGGUUAUGAUCGUCAUACACGCACCUCAGGAGCAGACUCCCAACUCUGUUCAAGCAAUCUGGAAACUAGCUAUGCAACCAGCUUUUCUAAUUUACGUAGCCGCGUCAAUGUCCAUUGUCCUGGCUUUGAUUCUUUACUGCGAACCUCUCUGCGGCCAAACGAACGUUCUUGUUUAUAUCGGAAUUUGUUCAUUGAUGGGCUCUCUCACAGUUAUGAGCAUAAAGGCUGUGGGGAUCGCAGUAAAGUUGACACUGGAGGGAAUAAACCAGGUUUGGUAUCCGGAGACUUGGUUCUUUGUCAUGGUUGCAGCGAUAUGUGUCGUGACACAAAUGAUAUACCUGAACAAGGCGCUGGAUACAUUCAACGCAGCAAUAGUUUCUCCAAUCUAUUAUGUGAUGUUCACAACCCUCACAAUUGUUGCUAGUGCUAUUAUGUUCAAGGACUGGUAUGGGCAAGACACAGAGAGCAUAGCAUCUGAGAUAUGUGGAUUCAUCACGGUGCUAACCGGAACAGUUAUACUGCAUGCCACUAGAGAAGAGGAACAAGCUUCUUUAAGAACAAUGAGAUGGCAGGAAUCAGGGAAGAGCUUUAACGAAGAGCAUCUCCUAAGUUUGUACCGUCCUACUGAGUAUCAGGAAAGUAAAACCCCUCUUUGUUGAAUUGAACGAGGAGGUUGGUGUCCGAAUCAGAAGAUGAUCAUCAGUCAAAUGGCAUAUCCUCAUCUUAUCUCUCUAGUGGAGGAAGAAUGUAACUUUUGUGUAUACUUUAUAGUUAUGUAAUAGAAUUUUGAGAUUUCUCUAUACAAUACUUGGAAUUUUCAGAGAAAAUUUAUCCAUCCAUAUUCUAUUUUUA